This is a messenger RNA of Leguminivora glycinivorella, 915 nucleotides long. RefSeq names its product protein lethal(2)k10201. NCBI's taxonomy places the organism in Eukaryota, Metazoa, Arthropoda, Insecta, Lepidoptera, Tortricidae. The record is from RefSeq and is a predicted model, not a curated record. The coding region runs from base 156 to 836 and encodes 226 amino acids. The transcript is spliced from 4 exons.
AAUUACCCAGCUGAACAGACACUGAGAACCAACUGAGAACAUAACUAAUUAACUACUAACUUUUGAGUUAGGAAAAGGAAUGAGGAAAAAUUUUAUAGUGUAAUUUAUUUUCAUAAAAUAGUGUACAGUAGGAUGGUCAAAAGGAUCACCACAAAAUGGACAGGCUGGUCCUAAUAGAAAAGCUCAAAGAAUAUGGCGUCGGUCGACGGAAACUCGGCGACGAGUUCUUUAAAGACGACCCACCACUACCACGACUCGGAGUAAGGGAUGAAGAUGAAGAGGAUCUAUGUCAUGAGAUAAUAAAAUCUACAUGCAGCAUCCCUGGAUGCCAGUUCACAACAGAAUCUCUAUUAGAAUUCGAGAACCAUUACAACGCCUCUCACAGAUACUCGUGCAGCCAAUGCAAGAAAGUCCUUCCGUCGCCGCAUCUUCUAGACUUGCAUAUACAGGAACUGCAUGACUCCUUCUUCGCUGUUCUGGCCACUAAGAAACCUUCGUAUUGCUGUUACAUAGAAGAAUGCAAAGAAAAAUUCAUAAAUCCAGAAGAACGUCUCGAACACUGUGUUAAUAUUCACAAAAUGCCGAAAGAUUUCAGAUUCGACCAAAAACCUAAAAAUAAAAAGACUAAAUCAAAGAAUAAAAAUAAAAAGAACGAAGAGAGCUCUAUGGAUGUUGACAAAGUCACAGAAGAAAAACAAUUUGUGUUCACUAAUAGAAAACAGAAAACUUUCCCUAAAUACACAGGGAAAAAGUUUACUACAGAGAAAGAAAAUACUACCGCGGAUGUAAACAUGGAUGAAGUUGUAAAGGACUUAAAGGACAGUUUGCCAACUUAAUAAAACCAACUUUACAUCAUAACAGUUUAUUGACUCACAAUGAUUACUAUUAAAUAAAUAAAGUAAGCUUAUUACUACA